AAGCCUGGCACAAAAAGAUGGUGCUUUACUAGGAAUUAGUCGCUACUCUAGAAUGGACAAACCUACGUUACCUGCAACAAAUGUAUCGCUCAAUUUGCUCGAAUACCAGAUCAUGGAACAAAACAUUUCCAUCAUUCAGGAAUUCUACCGGACUUUGGUCAUAGCUGUUGGGACGUUUCUGAAUUGCAUCGUCAUCUUAGUAGUGAGCAGUUCCAGACAGUUACGAUAUCCACGUCACAUCUUCUGGGUUGCCAUUUCGUUCUUCGAGUGUCUCUUCUUGCUUGAAUGCGCACUGGAAUUGACUGUAGCUCUUAAUCAGGACCAACAAUUGUGUCAAGUUUUAGUUUUACUUUAUCCGAUGGAUUACUCAAUCCUCCUGCAGUGUCUGCUGUUGGCAGCUAUAGAUCGUUACGUGUCUAUAAUUCGUUACGAAUGGUACAAGAAAACUGUCACAAUUCCAAUGGUGGUGACGAUUAUUUCUGUGAUGGCUAUUUUAACAUUUGGCAUUUUUACCAGUCCGUUCUGGAUGGGCUAUCGAUCCAUUUACGCCUGCACCAUCAAUUUGAGUCAUUUGAAUACGGUGCUUUCCUGGGACUUGUUUGUGGGUUUGAUUUGUGUCAUUCUCCACGUUUUAAUCUUCGUGGAAUCAAGGGCCGUCAUUCAACAAUAUCUGCCAAGUUAUCGCCAGCCUUCUGUCACAGUCAGAUUUGUUAAUUCUUCUGUUCGGCCUUCAAACUUCAAUUCCGUGACGGGCAUGGAUGCAUUAUCAACACAACCAGUUACCUUUAUAAAUCCGGAGAUUCCUAGCACAACACAAAAUGCAACACAACACCUCAACGAAAACGCUCAAUCGUCAUCGACUACUGACCACCAGGUCAAUUUUCGACAAAUUUAUUGGAAACAGGCGGCCUCAAAAGUGAAUCGAUUGGAAGUCCAGGCAGCUUUCAGCUUGUCCGUCAACAUCCUACCAUUUUGGCUAUGCACAUUUCCCUUGUCUUGCGUUUCUAUUACCACCAUUUGGUGCACCAUACUCGGUGGGAACUGUGGUACUUUUCUUCUUAUGUGGACUUACAUGUGGGAUAUAUUCAUGCUCCAUAGUAUCUACAAUCCACUUGUGUACAUGAUUACUUGUCACGAAUUCCAUCGGGCGCUUUAUCACAUCAUCCGAAAAUUGGCUAAAAAAUUUAAUAUGCAGAUAGGAAAGAAUUAAACAGAAGUCGUUCUACUGCUAA
Messenger RNA from Daphnia magna, 1232 nucleotides. RefSeq lists its product as uncharacterized. The coding region runs from base 53 to 1210 and encodes 385 amino acids. Gene Ontology annotation, molecular function: G protein-coupled receptor activity. The record is from RefSeq and is a predicted model, not a curated record. Gene Ontology annotation, biological process: adenylate cyclase-activating G protein-coupled receptor signaling pathway; G protein-coupled adenosine receptor signaling pathway. Gene Ontology annotation, cellular component: membrane. The transcript is spliced from 2 exons. NCBI's taxonomy places the organism in Eukaryota, Metazoa, Arthropoda, Branchiopoda, Diplostraca, Daphniidae.